UAUUAUCGACGUUCGCGAGGCUCUGCUACAUUUGUUCGCCUUGUCUUUCUCCGUUUACUGUCACUUACGGCUUCCUCCCGACUUCACCCCGCCACGUUUUGUCUCCGAACGACAUCUGCGACUGAGCAGCGACGUUGUAGCAAACCCCGACCGACAUCGCGCCUCCUUGGCAACAAAUCUCGGUGCCUCUGCGUGUUCGCAUCCUCGCUUCCCUCCAGCUGUCCAGCCCCUGAUGGCACUUGACAAGGACCUGACGGCGGAUGCUGAGAAACAUUCCAACGCCCUCGCCUGGAAAACAACACACUCAAGCGAAGACGCGCCGCUCAACGUCUCAACGGCGACCUCCAUCUCACAGACACUCAACUCCGCCGUCAAAACGUCAGUAAUUCAACAAGCAAACGAACCGCAAGGGACGAAAGUUGAAGACGCAGUGGGGGCGAGUCGUGCGAGAUUGAUGCACGAUAUGGAUCCGAGCGGGCAGUUUCGAGUGCCAGUUUAUAAACGGAGAGGAAGCCCUGAUGGUGAGCAUGCGGACUCAUGCGGUGCCGCGCGGGUUUCGCGGGCUUCACUGCGCUCCGCCGGUUUGCAGCGUCGGGACCUUGAGACGCCGCCCGGGCUCUUGUCGCGCACCGCCUCGUCGCAGGUUCUCGCCGGUGUCGCAAGUCCAACAUUUUCUGACGUUUCGCUGCUGCGUAUGACGCCUGGAAAUGAUGAAAGAGCUAGAGUCGGGUCACGUGACUCGUGCCGAUGGCCGCACUAUCGAGUCAUGCCGCCGAUUUGGGGAGCAACACCGGACGCGCAUGAAUCGAACGUCGCGCGGGAAUAUGAACCUCCGCCGUUGGUCGGUUCGUUUGCCGACACUGAGUUUUUUCCGUCACAUUUUGCAAGUCCGCGCCAGUCGGCGCAUGUCAGACGGAAGCGUCCGAUUUCGAUUUCGCCGUUUUCACUGGACGUUGACAUCAAUCAGCUCAUUCGCACGUCGCCAAGCUCUCUUGUUGCCUAUAUCAACGGUUCGCGUGCCUCUUCAGUCAACUCGGGCUCGUACGGCCAUCUGGCGGCGGGAAAAUCGAGUCCGUCGUUCAACUUUCCUGGUGCGCCGCCGCAUCUGGUGCGGCGCGAGGCGGCGCCGACGUUUGAACCGACGGAGUCGUCCGCGCCGUCACCUCCAGCUCUUGGGCACGCAGAAGAGGAGAAAUCCGAGUCGGAGGAGAAUGUAGACGCGAACGGAAAAGAGGAGGAGAUGAAUGUCGAAAGUAAGGAUGAAGAGACGGACGUUAAACGCGAACCGGAAGUGGAUGGCGGAGCCGCAGGCGGCGCCGCAAAAGAGGACGAGUGUGUGGAAGAGGAGAGCAAGCCCGAAGAGGUCGAUGCAAACUGCCACUGGAAAGAAUGCAAGGAGACAUUCGAAAGUCGGCAUGAGCUCGUGCAGCAUGUCAACAACGAGCACAUCCAUUGUGAGAAACGAGACUUCACUUGUCACUGGAGAGGAUGCUGUCGACUACAGAAGCCGUUCAAAGCGCAAUACAUGCUUGUUGUACACAUGAGGCGGCACACUGGAGAGAAGCCGCACAAAUGCACGUUCGAUGGCUGUUCCAAGGCUUAUUCUCGAUUGGAGAACUUGAAGACGCACCUGAGGUCACACACUGGCGAAAAACCUUACAUGUGUGAGUUUCCUGGCUGCACAAAGGCAUUCACAAAUGCCUCAGACCGUGCAAAGCAUCAGAACCGGACACACUCUAACCUGAAACCGUAUGUGUGUAAGAAUGCCGGUUGCCCUAAGAGAUACACAGAUCCAAGCUCGUUGAGGAAACACAUGAAGUCGUGUCAACUCGGUGUAAAGAAAGCAAGAGGCGAAGACUGCAAGGACACGAGCACCGGAAUUCAGACAUUUCCACCGACAUCUCAACAGUCAGUCAAGCCUGCUGUGACGUUGGAAAGCAAGAAUAUUAGCAACGAGUGUGUGAAUAUUCUGAAAAUGCAACAGGUUGAUCAGUCGGGGUAUGGUAAUCACCAGAUGAGUCGUCACUCCCCAGACAAGACGGAGUUGGGAUACGGCAUGUAUGCAGAUCGGAGAUACAGCAAUGUCAGUCAAUUGAGUAGUGGUAGCAUCUUUAUUGAUGAGACAUCGGCUGGUAGCCGUCGAGGUAGCAAUUUCAGUCAGGCAAGCAACUGCAGCUACGUGAACCAGGGAAAUCUUGCAAUGAUGGCGACUGACCCAAAUGUGUUGGCCGGCCGGAGAGGAAGCGGCGAUGUGUCACCGGCCGGCCUGCCUCUGAACACAUCGCCAAACGCAUUUUUGGCGAGCCAGCAGCAGCAGCAGCAAAUGUUCAAUCGGAGCAGUCCUAGAAUGGGACAGCAUCAUGUUCGCUCGCUUGCUCAAGAAGCUUCCGGAUGUCGGCGAGAGAGCGGAGUGUCACUUGGCGAGUAUGUGUCUUCUCCACCAUCCAAUCAGCCAAGCUCGAGACGUUCUAGUCUCAAUAGUACAUUUUCGUAUCCUCCGGCUCCAGAUAGUGGCAUCGGUUGCUUCGAUUAUGGCUCACGAAGAUCCAGCAAUUCAAGUGUAACAAGCAAUCAAGUUCCUUCGCAGCCUUAUUUUAUGUCCAUGAAUGCACAAAUUCAGCCUCAGUCUCCUUCGCCGUAUGGAAUGCACAGAUCGCCGAGACCACUAAGUGGUCGAUUGUUGCCACUUCAUGGAGAGUCGAAAUUUAUAGCCGAUGAAACCCAGCUGACUAUGCAUCAGCGACGGGCGAGCGAUAGUAAUGCUCCAUAUACUGUCUAUCGUCCUAGUGAUUGUCAUACCAAUCGACGAGCAAGCGAUCCUCUACACCAUCUGCCACACACGCAUAUGAAAGGAUCGUCUCGCGGUUAUCUGAGAAACCAACUUACGCCAACACGGCCACUUCCUUUUCCUCCUGCGAUGCAGUUUCAACAGCAGCACGUGAAUGGCUAUGUCCACACGUCAUCUCCACUACCGAUGGCUGUUGAUGAUUCUCAGUCGACAUUCACGGCAAUGAUGCAGACAACAAAGUUGCAUCAUGCGAUGCCGUCUCCAAGCUACUCACAGGGCUAUCCUAACACCCAGAUGGGUGUUCAGCAGCACAGAGAUGUUGGCAUGGAAGACGUAUCAAUUGACUUGUCGCAAUUUCAGCAUCCUCCAGUUCAUGCUGGUCAUACUGGAGUGAUGCCUCAGUGCAAUGGAUUCACGCAGCAGACAGUGUCGAACUUUGGCAUGACAGGCUUGAUGUCGAAUCGGUCUGCGUUGCUUGAUGAUCACCAGCGGUGGAUCCAUAGUGCAACGGAUGAACCUUUGUCUGUGUAUACGUGAAGUGAUGAUGUAGGUAGACAGAUGAUAUUAUACGAUGUGAGACGAGAUAGCAAGAUGAAAAGUUAUUGUAGACAAGCUGUAGAUUAUGCUGUUCAUGUACUCUAGAACACGGUAGAGUGAACGAUCAGUUUUGAUGUGGUUUGAUCUUGGUAAGUUCCAAGGGAUGAUAUUGAAACAGUAGAGAUGCUGA
Messenger RNA from Corticium candelabrum, 3515 nucleotides. Its product is annotated as zinc finger protein GLI4-like. Lineage: Eukaryota; Metazoa; Porifera; Homoscleromorpha; Homosclerophorida; Plakinidae. Bases 233 to 3325 code for a protein of 1030 amino acids. Gene Ontology annotation, molecular function: DNA-binding transcription factor activity, RNA polymerase II-specific; RNA polymerase II cis-regulatory region sequence-specific DNA binding. Gene Ontology annotation, cellular component: nucleus. Gene Ontology annotation, biological process: regulation of transcription by RNA polymerase II. The record is from RefSeq and is a predicted model, not a curated record. The transcript has 5 exons.